CUGCAAUGAUCACGUGACUACGGCAAAGCGUCAGCACACUGUUGUAAACACUGCUUCAUUUUUCACAACACAAGCGCUGAAGUGUUACCUCACUAUCAGCUACUUUUUAUACCUCCGUUACAAACCCUUUUAAAAUCAUGACACAGCAGCGGGGAGUCAACAGCCUACAGUUUAAUCAAGACCAAAGCUGUUUCUGUUGUGCAAUGGAAACUGGAGUUCGAAUUUACAAUGUGGAACCCCUCAUGGAAAAAGGACACCUAGACCAUGAUCAAGUUGGCAGCAUCAGUCACUGUUCUAUGCUACAUCGUUCAAAUCUCUUGGCUUUGGUGGGUGGGGGUAUUAACCCCAAGUUUUCAGAGAUAUCUGUGUUAAUCUGGAAUGAUGCUCAUGAGACCAGAGAUGCCAAGGAUAAAUUAGUCCUAGAGUUUACAUUUACAAAGCCAGUUCUGGCAGUGCGCAUGAGGCAUGACAAAAUCAUCAUUGUCUUGAAGAACAGGAUCUAUGUAUAUAGUUUCCCAGACAACCCUGUGAAACUCUUUGAAUUUGACACUCGAGAUAAUCCAAAAGGUCUAUGCGAUGUGUGUCCCAGUAUGGAGAAGCAAUUACUGGUAUUCCCUGGACACAAAUGUGGUAGUUUACAGUUGGUGGACCUUUCUAACACGAAACCUGGUACAUCAUCUGCACCAUUCACUAUUAAUGCACACCAGAGUGAAAUAGCUUGCUUGGCUCUGAACCAGCCCGGCAGUGUGGUAGCUUCUGCAUCUCAGAAGGGUACUUUGAUUCGUCUGUUUGACACUAUUACACGUGACAAACUAGUGGAGUUGCGAAGAGGAACUGAUCCUGCCACAUUAUACUGCAUUAACUUCAGCCAUGACUCGUCUUUCCUGUGCGCUUCUAGUGACAAAGGCACUGUUCACAUUUUUGCAUUGAAAGAUACCAGACUGAAUCGGCGCUCUGCUUUGGCUCGGGUGGGAAAGGUUGGGCCAGUCAUUGGACAGUAUGUAGACAGUCAGUGGUCUCUGGCCAGUUUUACUGUGCCAGCUGAAUGUGCUUGCAUUUGUGCCUUUGGGAAAAACACUUCCAAAAAUGUCAACUCUGUCAUUGCGAUUUGUGUUGAUGGGACAUUCCAUAAAUAUGUCUUCACAUACGAUGGAAACUGCAAUCGGGAGGCUUUUGAUGUGUAUCUUGAUAUUUGUGAUGAUGAUGAUUUCUAAAGAUGAAUAUGAUUUUUUUGUUAUUAAGCCUUAACUUCAAAUGUUUAUUGUUCAUGUACAAACAAAAGCAGAAUACACAAAAAGAAACAAAAUUGUGCUUGCUAUGCAUAAAACUUUGUGACUUAGUGGCACUUAGACAAACAAAAAGGUUUUCUGUCCAGUUGUGAUGAGCCUGUGCACAUGAUUGCCUCACAUUCUGCUCAUGCCUAAAAGGAGUGGAAACCGAUGCGGUCCUCAGUAUUACACCCACCCAGAGGAGUGUUUAAGUUACUUUUGUCCUUCAUUGUAUCUCAAAUCUUGACAUUUUCCAAUGACCUUUUAUCAACAAGGCAUUUCCUUUUUGUGUUCAAUUUACUCUGUUUUUUUUUUUUUGUUUUUUUUUUUAAACUGUGAGAAGGAAUUUCACACCAUAAAAAAUCUGGAGACUGUUGAAUGUGAAAAUCCAAGGAGCAAUUUUUUAAAUACUCAAACAAGCCCAUCUGUCACACACACCUACAGUCUUUCUAAGAAGUAUUUUCAGCACUUUACCUUUUCCACAUUUUAUGUUAGAAUCUUAUUCCAAAUUGGAUUGAAUAAUUCACAUUAUUUUCCUCCAAAUGAUGCCCCAUAAUGACAGUGUAAAAGAAGUUUGUUUGAAAUCUUUGCAAAUUUAUUAAAAAGAAAGAAAAAUCACAAA
This is a messenger RNA of Silurus meridionalis, 1890 nucleotides long. RefSeq names its product WD repeat domain 45 (gene wdr45). The transcript has 10 exons. Bases 138 to 1214 code for a protein of 358 amino acids. Gene Ontology annotation, cellular component: extrinsic component of membrane; cytosol; phagophore assembly site membrane. Lineage: Eukaryota; Metazoa; Chordata; Actinopteri; Siluriformes; Siluridae. The record is from RefSeq and is a predicted model, not a curated record. Gene Ontology annotation, molecular function: protein binding; phosphatidylinositol-3,5-bisphosphate binding; phosphatidylinositol-3-phosphate binding. Gene Ontology annotation, biological process: protein localization to phagophore assembly site; protein lipidation; autophagy of mitochondrion.